Molecule: messenger RNA, 3155 nt
Organism: Aphis gossypii (cotton aphid)
Lineage: Eukaryota; Metazoa; Arthropoda; Insecta; Hemiptera; Aphididae
Product: lachesin-like
Exons: 6
Coding region: 2044-3015 (323 amino acids)
Cellular component (GO): neuron projection
Source: RefSeq, a predicted model, not a curated record
UAUACCAAACCACUAUUUAUAUUGAAAAAUUUCCUACAGUUUGAAAAAAAAAAUGUUGAGAUUGUACAUUUUCAGCUGACUUUUGGCAACUUUUCGAUACUUAUGUGGUUUCAACUUGUGUUUAGUAUAUUAUAAUACAUUUCAAUAUUUAGAAAAAACUAUAGUCACCGUCACUGUAGUACCGUACAAAAACUUUGUAAGUGUGCGUAUAUGAAGACGCGUUAUUUAAUAAUAAUAAUUAACUGUAAUAAUAAAGUGAUAAAAUAUAUGUCAACACAUAAAUCGUAAGGUCAUAAGGUCGUUAUAGCAACAAUUUAUAAACAAAAAUUUCCAUCAUAAAUCCCUGUUGGAACAACCCUUUAAAAUGCGAAUUUUGAGAAAUCCUUUCUUGGUGCGUCUCUACUUUGCUUAAGAAACCUCUGUACAAAAUUUCAAGUCUCUAGACCCAACGGUUUGGUCUGGGCGUUAAUGAAUCACCCUAGACAAGUCAUUUUAUACAUAAAGAUUUACGUGUAAUCGAAAAAUAGAAAAAUAAUUUUAAAUUGAUGGAUUAUUAUUAUACCAACUGUGAAAAGUUAAGUAUUUCAUCUACCAAUAAUGAAAAUCGUUGAUUAAAAAAUAAGCUAACUACCUACUUAAUUUAAAAAGUUAAAAAAGAAUUAACUUUUUAACUAGUUAAUGCCCACUUUGGAGAAAUUGUUAUUUUAUUAAGUUUAGCGCACGAACUAAGAUAUAGGUAAAUAUCUAUACAUAUAACUAUACCUACUAAUAUAAUAUUAAGCUGAUGAGUUUGUUGGUUUGUUUGAACGCGCUAAUCUCAGGAACUACCGGUUCGAAUUAAUUUUUUUUUUUGUGUUGGAUAGUCCAUUUGUCGAUGAAGGCUUUAAGCUCUAUAACAUAACGCUGCGACCAAUAGGAGCGAAGCAUCAGUGAAAAAUUAUAAAUAUGUAUUUUAUAGAUAGAUAUAGAUAUAUCAUGUAUAUCUUAGUUCGUGGUUUAGCGUUUAAAAUUAAACUGAAUAUUAUUAUAUUAUUAAUUAAUUAUCACAAAACAGUAUAAUAACAGUUGAAAUUGUAUACCUAUUAUUUAUUUUCAUUCAUCAUAGUCAAGUUAAAUACUUAUAUCGUAGAACAUAGUUUAUUCGUUUAACAUUAUAAUGUUUUGAAAUUGUUUUCUCAUUUCUUACUUCUGUUUAGUUUUUAUAAAUGAUACUGAACAAAAUGUAAAUGAGUACUUCUUUGAUAAGAUAGUCGGUCAUUUUACAGGAGUGUUUAAAUCACAGAUUUCUAUAUGGAACUAGAUAACGAAUUCCCGCUAUUAAUUGAAGUUUUCUUUUUAAGAUUAAAAUCAUUGCAAUUGCAUAUUAAAUUUUGAAAAAUAUGAUUCUUCUAAAAUAAUAUUUUGUACCUUAUGGACAAUUUUUUUGUCUUUCUAGUGAAUAUUUAGUUGAAAAGUUAUUAUUACAAAUAUUAUAAGAAAAAUCCAUUUGAAAAAAGACAUAAAUCAAAUAAAUACAAAAUUUUAAAUCACCACGUUAUCAUUGUUAUCUAGUAAGGUAUGCGCUCGAUACCAUAUUGCGCGUGCGCUCCAUGAGCGGUGAAAUCCUGUAUUAAACACUCCUCAUUUUUUUACCCUUCUUGAAUAUUUUAUGCUACGGGUGCAGGAAGUCGACUAUUUAGUAAGUUGUAUUAUAUAUCUGUGGUAGUUACAUAUUUUAUUGUUCAUUUAAAUUGACCGGAACAGUUAUGAACCACUGAAUUAUGUUUAAAGAGUCAUUGUAAUUUUAAGUAAUCGUGUAUGGGUAUGGAAGAAAUUGUCUAAACACAUUAUUCACUGAUAUUUUGAUUCCCUCUUUUUGGAUACACUGUUAUUCCUAACCACCAACGACACAGCUAGCCUGUGCACUACUUAUUCAAACAACAUUUAUCUGUAUUCUUUCUUUUUGUCUUUUUUAGCUGAACUAACAGCAAUUUUGCCACUUCAUAAAAGAGGAUUGAGUUUAUUAAUAAAUAUAUAAAUCAAUAUUGCUGCUGACAUUUCGGAAUGAAGAACAUCUAUGGCGUACUUCUUUUGCUAUAUAUCACUCUCGCUUAUUCGCAAAAAAUGCCAUUUAUAUCACAUACUACACGUCAAUUUGUAAGAGAUAUUGGGAGUGAAGUGGAUUUGGAUUGUUCAACCAAACAUUCCCGAGAAUUCAAUGUUUUAUGGAUUAAGGUUAUAAAAAAUCAAACAGAUGAAUCAAUUGUACUUUCGUCUGGAAGUACACUUAUUGUCAAAGAUCCAAGAGUUUCAUUGGUAACAGAAAUAAAGCAAGAUAGCAGUCGAUACAUAAUACAUAUUAAUAAUAUUCAGGAAGACGAUGCCAGUACCUAUCGCUGUGAUCUGAUAACUGGGUUUAAUAACAAAAUAUCUGCUUACACUGAGUUAUUGGUACGUGGACCACCAUUUAUUUAUGAUAAUUCCACCAAAUCAUUAGUUGUAGAAGAAGGUCAAUCAGUGCAACUUGCAUGUUUUGCUGGUGGAUAUCCUACUCCACGUAUUUUCUGGAGGAAACCUAACAAUGCAAUUUUAACUAUAGGUAACAUUUUGAAAAUUUCUGCUAUAAAAAAAGAAGAUCAUGGAAACUACUACUGUAUAGCUGAAAAUGGUGUUGGCAAAGGUACCAAACGUAAAAUUUCCAUAGAUGUAGAAUUUGCUCCAGUAGUAACUGCUUUACAAACUAUAGUGGGACAAGCUGUAAAUUAUGACGUAUAUCUUGAAUGUCAUGUUGAGUCGAAUCCUCCACCAGCCAUCAUUUGGAUAUUUGAUGGCGUACAAUUAACCAAUAAUGAAAAUUACUUAAUAUCAGAUUUGACUACUGCUGACGACAAAAUUGACAGUAGUUUACAAAUUAUAAAAAUUAAAAAUUAUCUUUAUGGUGAUUAUAUUUGCAAAGCAGCAAAUAUUUUAGGAACUGCUGAAAUAACAAUUACUGUUUUUGAAACGGUAUUACCACAGUGCCCUCCUGUUUGUUAAGAUUAAUCGACCACGCAAGCUGCUGUUUUAUUCUAGUAGUAGCUAUUUUCCAUUUUUAUAUUUAUACACAUUUAAUUAUUAUUUUUCUACCCAAAAACAAUGUAUUAAAGAUGAAAUAAUAUAAUUCUAAAAUAACAUAA